AUGAGCGCCAUCAGCAAGCUAACCACUGACUCCUCCUCCUCAACUGAUGACGGCGGCAGCCUCGACUUUGUGGCCACCUACCAGGCGAUGGCCGAGCUGCAGGCGAAGCUCCUCGCCCUCGACUACAGCAAGGCCUUCGUCAGCGCCUACAAGUGUCCGCCCAUCAAUCGGUACUACUUCUGCCGGCCAGGUGGGAGCCAGGGGGCAGGAGGGCAGCAGUUCUUCGCCUUCACCUGCCUUGCCUCGUUUCUGCUGAAUCGUCUAAACGAACGGGCCGACUUCAAGGUGGACAGCUUCGACGACCCGAACCUGACGAUUGAUCGCAUUCUGAAUGCGGCCGGCGCUCACGUGGACAUCUCGGCCUUUGCCAACGCCCGAGCGAAGUUUAAGGCCGGCUUUGGCGGCGAGGUGAUCGGCCUGCUAGGCCGCCUCGUCGACAAGGUCUGCCUGAAGGAGCUGCCAACUGCGACUGAACGUGGCUCUUCGAACCUGGUCACCGUCCGCUUCCUCAACGCCGACGGAAGCCCGGUGGACGGAGGCGAUGAAGAAGGGGGAGAAGAUGAGCUCGACAACGACAUCGAGGACGACGAGAUCGAGCUGGAGGAGGAGUUCGCCGACUACAUCAUCGACGAGGAGAUGAUGGGCCCCGAUGGAAUGUUUGUCGCCGGUGAAGACGACGGCUGGGACGACGACCCCUUUGGACAGCAGGCAGAGAACGAGAAGAAGCUGGCGAUGAUCACCGCCAGCACCGACCUCACCGAGUGGAAGCUGGAGCUGGAGCGCAUUCUGCCGCAGCUGAACGCCCGCCUGCUGGGGCAGAGUAUGCUCGGGGGCGGUCGAGCUGGUAUGAACGGCUCCAGCAGCAUUGACACCGAGUGGCGGCUGCACUACGCCGCCGCCACCGCCCAGAACGCCACCAUCAAGGGCGUCUACGGGCAGACGGCGGCGCUGGUGGGCGCCCUCAGCGGGGAGAUACGGGCGGCACUGGAGAAGAUUGACGCCAAGGAGGGUGAGUAG
This is a messenger RNA of Rhagoletis zephyria (snowberry fruit fly), 1017 nucleotides long. RefSeq names its product intraflagellar transport protein che-13-like. NCBI's taxonomy places the organism in Eukaryota, Metazoa, Arthropoda, Insecta, Diptera, Tephritidae. The record is from RefSeq and is a predicted model, not a curated record. Gene Ontology annotation, biological process: intraciliary transport; non-motile cilium assembly. Gene Ontology annotation, cellular component: microtubule organizing center; cilium; Golgi apparatus.